This is a messenger RNA of Fraxinus pennsylvanica, 615 nucleotides long. The record is from the annotation of a GenBank genome assembly. NCBI's taxonomy places the organism in Eukaryota, Viridiplantae, Streptophyta, Magnoliopsida, Lamiales, Oleaceae.
AUGUCAUUGCGUAGGCGAACAUUGCUCAAGGUCAUCGUUCUCGGCGACAGUGGGGUGGGUAAAACAUCAUUGAUGAAUCGAUAUGUACAUAAGAAAUUCAGUCAUCAGUAUAAGGCUACAAUUGGUGCUGAUUUUGUCACCAAGGAGCUUCAAAUUGACGACCGACUCGUCACUCUUCAAAUAUGGGACACUGCUGGGCAAGAGAGAUUUCAGAGCCUCGGGGUUGCAUUUUAUAGAGGGGCAGAUUGUUGUGUAUUGGUGUACGAUGUUAACGUAUUGAGGUCCUUUGAUACCCUGGACAAUUGGCAUGAAGAAUUUCUCAAACAGGCAAACCCAGUGGACCCCAAGACGUUCCCUUUUAUAUUACUAGGAAACAAAAUCGAUAUAGAUGGUGGAAAUAGCAGAGUGGUUUCUGAAAAGAAAGCAAGGGAAUGGUGUGCAUCAAAAGGGAACAUACCUUACUUUGAGACAUCGGCAAAAGAGGAUUACAAUGUUGAUGCUGCAUUUUUGUCUAUUGCGAAGACUGCUUUAGCCAACGAGCAUGAGCAGGACAUAUACUUCCAAGGGAUGCCUGAGGCUGUUCCUGAUGAACCACGAGGCGGUUGUGCAUGUUGA